Molecule: messenger RNA, 819 nt
Organism: Hirsutella rhossiliensis
Lineage: Eukaryota; Fungi; Ascomycota; Sordariomycetes; Hypocreales; Ophiocordycipitaceae
Exons: 3
Coding region: 1-819 (272 amino acids)
Source: RefSeq, a predicted model, not a curated record
AUGAAGCUUUUGCUCGGUAGGAACCGGACCUACCGGGUCAUACCUCGGACAUGGCCCCGAACGCACAAACGGACUCUUGGCUGGCUGAUGCCCGUUGAGCUCCUCGUCCUGGUGCCCAUCCUUGUCAUCUUCGGCAUCGCGCAGCCCGACAUGUACCGCACCGACAUGUGGCGCAUUGGUUUCGAGAACAAGCUCAAUUCAAACCCUGACAUGGUCUUAUAUGCCUAUGCCAACUACCGAGCCCUGCCCAAUGUCCCAUUCAUCUGGUCGCUGGCCCUCACCAAUUUCAACGUCGCCAUCUCAAUCAUCUCCCUCUUCUUCCUCCUGGUCAGGCUCAUCUGCUACAUCAUGAGGGUGUGGUAUCCCAUCUUGGCCGUCGUCGUCAGCAUCACGCUGGUGACGCUCUACACGGUCAGCGUCUACGGGCAGAUUGGCCCCGACUAUGCCGACUCUCGCUACCCGGCUCCGGCGGCAUGGUACUUUCGGCAGGGUUGUGGCCUUGCCAAGCGCUAUGGCAAAUAUAAUUCUUGUCAGGUAGCCCAGAGCUCGCUCGGGGUCACGCUGCUCAUGCUAAUUGUAUGUCUGGUCAACCUGGGCGUUGCGCUGCACGCAAUGUGGCCCAACAAGGAGAAUGACCAGAAGAACGACGAAGACGAAGAGUCGACCUCGCCCUUGUCCAAGGAGGGGAGCAACUGGGAGAUGCAUAGCAUGAAGUCGCCCGCCGGUUUAAACGCUAUGCCGUACACGCCGCGGACGCAGGCAUUUUAUACUCUUGACCGACAGAUGCCUCAACGACAGCCCCAUCAGGCGUAUGCGUGA